CCUUUUUAUUUUUCAUCUCUCCCUCCUAAUCUCAAAUCUCAUUCCCAAGCUCCAAUCUCUCUUUCUCUCUCUCCCAAAUCUCACGAUGCAACCUCAGCCGCAUAUUUCUCCGACCACCGCAACUGCCGCGAUCUCAGCCGCGCUUGAAUCUCAGCGCGUCCGAAAAAACCGAGGAAGUUACAAUUGCGGUAGAUGUGGUCAACCUAAGAAAGGCCAUGUCUGUCUUUUAACUGCUCCACCUGAUAUCCCCACUACUCCGAUCGCUUCUGAGCCAGUGAGCUGUAUCUCCGCCGCCGCAUCUUCUUCCCGUUCCACUGUCUUAUCCUUAACGACGGCGCCAUCAUCGCGUCAGUCUUUCACUCACUUACGCCGCGCUUUAUCUUUCGAUGAUAUCGAUGCGCGUAAUUCUCUGGAUGAAUCCGAUCUAGAUGCUGCAUCGGCGGAUCUGGAUCUACAUUUGGAUACGGAUAUUGUUCAGCCUGGGAGGUUUCAUGCGGUUGGUUUAUGGGAGGUGCUUAAGAGGCUACCACCGUCGAGUUUACUGAUGGCGGCUAGGGUUUGCAAAGGAUGGAGAGAGACAUCGAGGAAGAUGUGGAAAGCGGCGGAGGAGCUUCGGAUUAGGGUUCCGGAGAGAGCUCAGAUUGGAUACAUUGGAUCUUUAUUACAAAAGUGUCCUCGACUUAUUAGACUCUCACUCAAAAUCGAGAGUGAUUUUGACGCGACGACUCUGGCUUGCAUUGCAUUUUCUUGUCCUAACCUGGAGGUUUUGGAGAUUACUACUUCGGGUGCAGCUGUCAAUAGGAUUUCUGGGGAUGAGCUGGGUCGGUUUGUUGCUAAUAAACGAGGACUUACAAGCCUUAAGAUGGAAGGAUGUUCCAACUUGGGAGGAUUUUCCCUCUCUUCAUCAAGCCUCUCCACACUCUGGCUAUCUGAUCUUCAUUCUCUCUCAAAGAUGAUCUUCAACUGUCCAAAUCUUACGGAAAUAUCACUUGAAUUUUCUCGCCAAGAAGAUGAUUCAACUGAUCUUGUAACAAUGGUUGAUGGUUUGGGAAGGACUUGCACUAGAUUGCAGAACAUUCAUAUAGCCUCUUUGAAGCUUUCACAUACUGUUGUACUUGCUCUUACUGCUGUGAAUUUCAGGUAUUUGAGAAUGCUCUCGCUAGUUCUUGGAAUAGAUAUCACCGAUGCAUCUGUUGCUGCCAUUUCCUCAAGUUACACAAACCUUGAACUGCUUGAUCUGAGUGGUUCCAGCAUUACUGAUACUGGCCUCGGGAUGAUCUGCGAUGUCUUACCUGAUACACUCUCAAAAUUACUUGUUGCUCUUUGUCCCAACAUUACAUCAAGUGGCAUUCAAUUUGCUACUGCUCAAUUGCCCCUUCUUGAGCUGAUGGAUUGUGGCAUGACUGUGUCUGAUCCCAACUCUGAUGAUCCGACCAUUGUAGAGAAUCCAAGUCCACAUAAAGCACCAGGCUACAAUCAGAAGAUGUUUAUCAAACAUAAACGACUGAAAAAACUCAGUUUGUGGGGAUGCUCCAGUUUGGACGCUUUGUUCCUAAACUGCCCAGAGCUCAUGGACUUGAACUUGAACUUAUGCAGCAAUUUGCAUCCAGAGAGUUUGGUGCUACAAUGUCCAAAGUUACAACUUGUAUACGCUUCAGGAUGUCAAGACCUAUUGACAGGAGCUAUCCGGAAACAGGUUUCUGAAAACUUUGCCGCUGGGGAAAACCAUAUGCCACGGAAACGCUUGGCUGAUGCGUCGAAGAGGAUUCAAGCUCUACCUUCAUUAUACGAAGAAACAAGAGAGGAUGAUAAUUAUGCAGGGAAGAGAAGGAAGUUGGAGAAAGAAGUGUGUACCAUUAUACAUUAAUAAUCCUUUAUUGGACUCAUCACAAUUUUCAUCUAUUUAUAUUUAUAUUAAUAUUUAUAUUUACUGUACUGUGUACAUCUGAUUAUGUUGGAUCACGUUCUGUUCUGUUGUUUCACUUAUCAACUUUACAUGUUUAUCUUUGUUCUCCAAUUGCUUCGAAUAAAUUGUAUAAUAACAU
Arabidopsis arenosa is the source of this 2045-nucleotide messenger RNA. Lineage: Eukaryota; Viridiplantae; Streptophyta; Magnoliopsida; Brassicales; Brassicaceae. The record is from the annotation of a GenBank genome assembly.